Molecule: messenger RNA, 3906 nt
Organism: Colletotrichum karsti
Lineage: Eukaryota; Fungi; Ascomycota; Sordariomycetes; Glomerellales; Glomerellaceae
Exons: 6
Coding region: 1-3906 (1301 amino acids)
Biological process (GO): glucan catabolic process
Molecular function (GO): beta-glucosidase activity
Source: RefSeq, a predicted model, not a curated record
AUGAUGGGCGCGAACGCGGCGGUCUUCGACAUUCUUACUGGAGAACCCUUGAAUAACUCAUUGGACGAAUGGGGUCAAGAGCAGCGUUUUCAGGCACAUCUCAACGUCAAGACACCUUCCCCAUGGAGCGCCUACUGUUACAUAAUUUCCGUAUAUCUUGUUGGUCUCAUGUUUUUCUCGAUUGCUCUCAACUGCAAAGAGAAACACCGUGCGACGUUCAUCGUUGGGUUCUGCGCCAUCGGUGUUGAGAUCAUACGGUCCUGCAGCGGCCUGGACAUCAACUACACACUGAAGGAUACGAUCAUCAAGACCAUUACCAUCCAGUGCUCGGGCUCGGUUGUAAUGGUUUUGCGCGAGAAGUUCGUGCUUACCGAGAAACAAAAGCAACUUCCAUGGGGACGACGGGCCAUUGCGACAUACAAGGCCUUGUGGAAUGGACGCUUCGUCGGAACCACUCGUCCAGCUCCCAUCUUCCACCUCCUCGAGGAACAGGGUCAGCAAAAUGCCCCGCCCGUCGUCAUCGAGACAUCAACCGAAAAGUCCAAAACUAAGCCCGAAAAGAGCAGAGAGAGAAGCGAAAGCACCGCAGCUUCGAAUAAACCAAUGCCGACUGCGGACUUGUUAGGGGCACCGAUGGACCGAGGAAUCAUGCUGCGAGCUUGGAAUCUCGCCUGCAGGUAUGCCUUCAAGAUAUGGUACAGCGCUCGACUCCGAUUCAUAUUGAAGAGCGUUGCGCAUCUCGUUAUCAUCGUCAUGAUAGAAGACCUCAAGGAUGUCAUGGCCACGAGAUAUCUCGCAUACAGCUGGAGAGACGUGGCAGACCACAAGCGCAGUAUUGUCCGCCGCUACUUGAGGGGCGACCCAGUUGAUCUUCGAGAGGUGGUGAUACGCGCCUUCUUCGCUUUCCAGGGCGUCUGGGGGGCUUACAACUGGUACAACCGCAUCCACCUUCUCGCAGGACUUUUCUUCGUCGGCAUUGGAGUCGACGAACCCGAGGAGUGGCCUCCGGUAUUUGGAGACAUUCGCCAGGCGUGGAGCGUCCGUCGCUACUGGAGCAAAUACUUUGACCGCAUCACAUACCGCCCAGUCAACGGAUUGGGAGAGAUCUUCAUGGAGUACGGCGGCUUCGGACAGCGUCCUUACCGCGGCAAGAAGCGCUGGGUCUUGAAUGGCCUUGUCUUUGCCAUUAGCGGGUUCUUCCAUGCAUUCAGCGACUAUUUCGCUGGUGUUGAGUGUGGUUUCUGGUCGGAAGUUGGCUGGUGGGUGGGAAACUACUUCGCUAUUGUGGGCGAGACAGUUUUCUUGUGGACUUUGCAUACCUACUGCCCCCGAUUUUACAAUGCGAUGAGCGGCAUGGUUGCACAGUUUGCCAUCAUGUCGAAAGCGCUGGUCGAUGUGGCCCAGGCCAUCAAAGAUCUCACCUUGGAGGAGAAGAUCAGACUUCUUGCAGGAAAGGAUACGUGGACUACGCAUUCGAUUGAUAGACUGAACAUACCAUCCAUCACGACUUCCGACGGGCCCCAUGGGGUCCGAGGCACUGCCUUCUUCAACGGUCCCCCUGGAUGUUUAUUACCGUCAGCCACGGCAAUGGGGGCGACGUUUGACGUCGAACUCAUGCACUCUGUGGGCAAAAUGCUCGCAACGGAGGCGAAGGAGAAGAAAUGCCAAGUUAUUCUUGCCCCAACGGUCUGUCUGCAGAGGUCGCCUCUCAUAGGCCGAGGCUUUGAGGCCUUCGGCGAAGACCCAGUCCUCAGCGGAACAUUGGCCUCAGCGUAUAUCAACGGCGUCCAGGAAAAUGGCGUGGCUAUUUGCAUCAAGCAUUUCGCAGCUCAUGACCAAUCGACUAUGUCGAUCGAGGAUUCCAUCCGAGUAACUGAGAGAACGUUGCGUGAGCUGCAUUUCAUGCCCUUCCAGAUUGCUGUUAGGAAGGCGAACCCUUGGUCAUUUAUGACAGCCUACCACCGGAUCAACGGCAUCCAUGCCAGCGAGAAUCCCUGGCUGUUGGACGACAUCCUGCGUCAAGAGUGGAAAUGGGACGGCUUGGUCAUGAGUGACUGGUUCGGAACUUAUAGCACAUCGGAGGCCGUGAAUGCCGGCCUCGACCUUGAGAUGCCGGGUCCAGCAAGAUGGCGGGGUCAGUUAUUGACGUGGGCUCUUCUUUGCCGCAAAGUCAAGGAGUCUACGAUAGACGACCGAGUCCGGAACCUGCUGAACCUCAUCAAUAAGGUGCAUCCAGCUUUGGAAUACCUCCCCGACGAGAAUCACGGUGAUACAGAAGAGAAACGCCAAAUCUGUCGCAAAGUCGCGAGCGAUUCCAUCGUUCUUUUGAAGAAUGAGAGGGAAGUUCUUCCUCUGGACGCAUCUUCGAACAAGACGCUUGGUCUCAUAGGACCUGCGGUUCGGUUGCCCGCAGUGAGUGGUGGAGGGUCUGCGGAUCUCACCCCAUACUAUGUGAGCACGCCGCUUGACGCCAUCACCGAAGUCGUCGGAAAUGCAUUGGUGAAGACAGCGGUUGGUUGUUAUGGUCACCUGUUCACGCCUCUUCUCUCAUCCGAUGUCAGUAUUCCGGGCACGCAUCAGCCUGGAUACAUCUUAAACUGGUUCCGCGAGAACUUUGAGGAGCACCCAGGAGCGAAACCAUUGCACACCACGACCACGACUCAAGCUCAGAUGUACUUCGCAGACAGCCUACCGGAAACUGUUCCUGGAGAAUAUUGGCUCCGGGUAAUGACAGUAUACACCGCUCCGAAGACGAUGACCAUCCAGGUCGGGCUUUGUGUUAUUGGGAAGGGAAAGCUAUAUGUCAACGGGAAGCAGGUGAUUGAUGUGUUCACCAGCCAGCCUAAGAAGACUCUUCAGACGCCAAUGUUCAACCAGGCUAGCAUGGAAGUCGUUGCGGAUGUCGAAGUUGAGGCGGGGAAGCAGUACCUUCUUUCCGUCUUGCUGAGAAAUGAAGCUGCCAUCCCUGGAGUUGGUGCUCUCAGCGCUGGUGGUUUGAGAAUCGGGUGCUGCGAGAAGAUUGACCCAGCGAAGGCUUUGAAUGAUGCCGUGCAGCUGGCCAAAGAUGUCGACAUCCCCAUCGUCAUAGCCGGGCUGAACGCAGACUAUGAAAGCGAGGCGGUGGAUCGAAAGUCGCUUCAGUUACCACCAGGAGUCGACGGCCUCAUCCAGCGAGUCGUCGAGGCAAACCCAAAUACAGUAGUGGUGACACAGUCGGGAUGUCCUAUUGCCAUGCCGUGGAUCCAGAAGGCCGCGACGGUGCUCCAUGCGUGGUUUGGCGGUCAAGAGACUGGUAACGCCAUUGCCGAUGUUCUCUUUGGCAAGGUGAACCCGAAUGGUCGUCUUCCAGUCACGUUCCCGGCCAGGUUGGAAGAUACGCCGGCGUUCUUGACUUUCGGAAAGGGGCAACGGGAUAUUAUGUACGGUGAAGGCGUUUUCAUUGGUCACCGUUACUAUGAAAAGGUGAAGACCCGGCCUCUCUUCUACUUCGGAUACGGCUUGUCGUACACGAAUUUCGAAUACUCAAAUCUGUGCAUGCCCAAGACAGUUAGAUUGGACGAUGCCAGCGCGAAGACCUUCGGUGUCUUUGUCGAUGUUCGCAACUCGGGCUCGAGGGAUGGGUACGAGGUUGUGCAAGUCUAUGUCCACGACGUGGAAGUGGCGUUUGAUCGUCCCCGGAAAGAACUGAAGGGGUUUGCAAAGGUCUGGAUUGAAGCAGGCGAUGUGAAAACCGUUCGGUUGACCCUCGAUAAGUAUGCCCUGUCAUACUGGAAUGAGGAAUUGGAGCAUUGGCUCGCCGAGCGAGGCGCCUUUCGAGUUAUCAUUUCACGCAGUGCUGAUCCGGAAGACGAGAUCCUGACUGCUGAUUUUGAGCUUGAAGAGAAUGUCAGCUGGAAGGGGAUUUGA